AUGGAUCUUCAUAGCCAGGUCGACGUCACAGGGGAUGGGCAGCACUCGGCGAUUAAUGCCGCCAUUUGUGCUCAUGGACUCACUACACUAGAUCUCCUAAGCAGUGCGUACGCGUCAGAUCGUGUGGGGGCAUCCAGUCAGCUUGCCAAACGACUCGGUAGGUCGAUCCGAGAGGUCGACACGUACUUGGACACCAUCAAGGACAUGGCAAGUUCAUCAGUUGUGCGGAAUGAUAUUCGGAAAAGAGAAAUCAUAUCGACCGGACUUCCAACACUCGAUGAACAAUUAGGUGGAGGAAUCCGAAUGGGUGAGAUCACUGAAGUAUUUGGAGCUAGUGGAUCUGGGAAAUCCCAAUUCUUAUUGAAUCUUACGGGGAAACAGAACCUGAAAUGUGUAUAUAUAUCUACCGAGUCCACCAUAGAAACCAGAAGAUUGGAGAGUAUGGCGCUGGAUAAUAUCAAUAUCAUGGACAAAGUGUAUUGUGUGUAUUGUCCUGAUCUUGAAAGUCAAGACCAUAUCAUUCAAACUCAGCUUCCUGUGUUACUUGAAAAUGACGUAGAGCGUGAGAUCAAGCUUGUGAUUAUAGAUAGUAUAUCACAUCAUCUAAGAAGAGAAGAUGCUAUAUCCAAUGUUUCAUAUCUUCGUACCAAAAUAUCUGAACAAGAAAUGGAAUUGAACGCUGUUCCUGAGUAUGCAGAUAUCAAGGCUGGAUUGGAUGCUCAACAUGGUGUAUUUUUCAAAGGUAGUCCUAUUUACCGGAAUAUUUCUGCUAGAACGUUGUACGUAUUACAAUUAUACAGAAGUUUACAACAACUUGCACUGAAGUAUAAUCUUGCCAUUGUGGUUGCAAACCAAGUCAGUGACAAACCAGAUACUAGAGAACCGUUGGAUAAUCCACUCAGUUAUGAAAUGCAAUUGGGGCAUUUUGCCGGUUGGGAUAUAUCAACCAUUCUACUGCAUCAAGGACGGGCCCAAAAUUCAAAUGAAGAAAUCAAAUCUACAUACGCUGAAUUGUUACAAUCGCUUGAUACCAACAAACGAACCAAAUUACAAGAUCACCCCAAUGGAGAUUUUGAUCCAAGGUAUGCUUCUAAAACUGCCAAAAACUUGUCACAAUCACAAACAGAAUUAUUAGACAAACUUCACAAUGCUACAAAUUGUACCACGAAAAAAUACCUCCCUGCUUUGGGAUAUCAAUGGACAAGAAGAAUCACCGCAAGAAUACUACUCAUGAAAACUUACAAACCUAAGAUACUGAUGCCUUCUUCUUCUUCUUCUGGUGGGUCUGUUGAUCCAGAAACGGGGUUGACAUACGAUCAAUUAAUGGCCGGGUUCAAUAUGCCUGACCUGCAAAUUGAAGGAGUUAAAAAAAGACCACAUGGAAAGGACACAAACCAAAGGGUUGAUGCAAAUACACUUGCACAAUUGGUGGAAGGAUGGAACAUAGAGCGAUAUGCUAGAGUUGUAUCGUCCCCAUACACUGCCACCAACAGUGAAAGCCCUUCCAGGUUCAACAAGAUCCCAUUUGAAAUUAGUACUGGUGGUAUACAUGAGGGCUUACAUAAUGAUUAA
Messenger RNA from [Candida] anglica, 1572 nucleotides. The record is from the annotation of a GenBank genome assembly. Lineage: Eukaryota; Fungi; Ascomycota; Pichiomycetes; Serinales; Debaryomycetaceae.